Molecule: messenger RNA, 699 nt
Organism: Trichoderma breve
Lineage: Eukaryota; Fungi; Ascomycota; Sordariomycetes; Hypocreales; Hypocreaceae
Product: fungal specific transcription factor domain-containing protein
Exons: 4
Coding region: 1-699 (232 amino acids)
Source: RefSeq, a predicted model, not a curated record
AUGGAUCUAUAUCGUUCUGCUGUGGCUGAUCUCUGGAUUGUGACAUGCCACCCGGCUACCAUUCCUAUCGAUCAGAAUGUCGAAUCGCCAAUGUCGAGUAGUGCACGAGAAAUUCUCCCACUCGCAUUUGGAAGCAAGACUCUAGAUUCUGCUCUUUUUGCCGUCGCUACAAUGUUUAUGGGAAAGCUGAGGAGUGAUAGCAAAUUGCAAGGUCUUGCCUUGGCAGCCUAUCCUCCAGCACUCAGUCGGUUUCGCUCCGAGCUUGCCCUGGGUUUUGGAUCUAAGGCAAACCAGACAAAUAGAACAGUCCGUGCAAUAGCGAUCGCACUAACUUUGCUCUUUUAUGAGUGGCUGGCCAAUGGUUCGAAGGGAGAGGGAUAUCGUUUUCACCUCAAUGGGGCCCUUGAUCUUAUCAAGAAUUCAGGCCCGGAAGCCUUGGAAUCUUCCAUUACGAAGGCGGCUUACACAGAUCUUCGGUGCGGGGCUUUAGGCGAAGCAUUAAAAAGUCGGAAAGCGACAUUUCUUGCUUCAGACCAGUGGUUCACUAUUACCAACAAGUUAUCGAUAAAAAACCAUCGGCAACUGUUAUUAGACAUUGUUGCUCAUAUACCCGGUCUCCUUGAGCGCGGCGACCAGCUAAAACUUCUUGCGCUCAAUCUCUUCAAAUUAUCGACUACUUUGGAGAUUGCGAUUCAAUAA